Messenger RNA from Pangasianodon hypophthalmus (striped catfish), 4411 nucleotides. RefSeq names its product prolyl 4-hydroxylase subunit alpha-2. The transcript has 11 exons. The coding region runs from base 444 to 2042 and encodes 532 amino acids. Gene Ontology annotation, cellular component: endoplasmic reticulum. Gene Ontology annotation, molecular function: procollagen-proline 4-dioxygenase activity; L-ascorbic acid binding; protein binding. Gene Ontology annotation, biological process: peptidyl-proline hydroxylation to 4-hydroxy-L-proline. Lineage: Eukaryota; Metazoa; Chordata; Actinopteri; Siluriformes; Pangasiidae. The record is from RefSeq and is a predicted model, not a curated record.
GCCUAUCUAUCGAAUUGGGUCUAAUCGACAUAAAGCUGUGACUAAUGCAAUAAUGCGUUAAUGCAUGUCUACUGAAUCCUCCAUUAAAGAGCAACUGUCGAGUGAAUGUUGAGCCAUUUUCUGAGGCUUUAAAGCCUGGUUUAGUUAAGUAAACCUGCCGCCGAGCAGGUUAGCUUCACUGCUUAAACUGCCAUAGUAACUAGAACGGAAACCUCAACACUGUCUCAACAGACUGAGGUUAACUAAACCCGAUUUCUGGAACACUCCCAGUUGCUGAAACUCGACACCACUUUGUGCCAUAUAUGACGUACGUUUGAAAGCUUUUCGCUCGCCAUUAAGAACAUGCAGUUUUGCAAGGCGUGAUUUACCGUAAAUCCGCGAUAAACGCCGCAUAGACACUCCAAAAACAACUUAAAUCAGAGAUUUGGUAUUGACUGUCUUAAAUGAAUUUGUUGCAUCUUAAGCAGAGAAGUGUGCAUCAGGGAGACAUGCAGUUUUUGGUGGUGACAGUUUGGUCUGUGUGCUGGCUCUGUUGCACAAUACAGGCAGAGAUCUUCACAUCAAUUGGCCAGAUGACAGAUUUGAUCUUUGCAGAGAGGGAUUUGGUUCACUCCCUGAAGGAAUACAUCCAAGCAGAGGAGGCCAAGCUUGAUGCUGUGAAAAGUUGGGCAAACAGGCUGGAUGUGUUAACUCUUGCAUCAACUACUGAUCCUGAAGCAUUUUUGGCUCAUCCAGUGAAUGCUUACAAGCUGAUGAAGAGACUUAACACAGAAUGGGCUGAGCUUGAAAGUCUGGUGCUACAGGACGCUUCAGAUGGUUUCAUCUCAAACAUUUCUGUGCACAAACAGUUUUUCCCAGAUGAGGAGGACCAAAAGGGUGCAGCCAAAGCUCUGAUGCGUCUCCAGGAUACAUAUCACCUGGACUCUGAGAGUUUCUCCAAAGGCAAACUGCCAGGUGUGCGCUACAAUGCUUUUCUGACUGUAGAUGACUGCUUUGACAUGGGAAAGACAGCGUACAAUGAGAAUGACUACUACCAUGCAGUGCUGUGGAUGCAACAGGCCCUCCGACAGAUGGAUGCUGGUGAGGAAACCAAAACAUCCAAGUCAGACAUCCUGGACUACCUGAGUUACUCCGUCUAUCAGAUGGGAGAUGUUCCUCGAGCCAUCGAACUCACCCGACGCCUUGUCUCUAUUGAUCCCAGCCACCAGAGAGCGGGAGGAAAUCUGCGCUACUUUGAGCAGAUGCUCUCUAGUGAGCUAAGGGAUAUGGACCAGACCAACAAGGAGCCUGAAGAGACGCCCAUUCAGCUGGUAACCUAUGAGCGCCCAAAAGAUUAUUUACCUGAGAGAGACAUUUAUGAGGCCCUGUGUAGAGGAGAGGGGGUCAAAAUGACUCAGCAGAGAUAUAGCAGGCUGUUCUGCCGCUAUCAGAAUGGGAACAGGAACCCACGUCUUCUGCUCAAGCCUAUGAAGGAGGAGGAUGAGUGGGACAGUCCACACAUUGUCCGCUAUCUGGAAAUGCUUUCUGACAAAGAGAUUGAGAAGAUCAAAGAGCUUGCCAAACCUAGGCUUGCGAGAGCAACUGUGCGAGAUCCAAAAACAGGUGUACUGACAACAGCACAUUACAGGGUGUCCAAGAGUGCAUGGUUGGAAGGAUAUGAAGACCCAGUCAUUGCACAUGUCAAUCAGAGAAUAGAAGACAUUACUGGUCUAACAAUGGAUACUGCCGAACUUCUACAGACAGCUGUCUGGUCUUCAUGUUGGUUUAUCCUUUUUACCAACAAAUGCAGUCUUCCCAAUUGUUUAAACAAUCAACAAUCUAACAGGGCACACCUGGACCACAAGAAGCACCUGUCAGUCACAUGUUCCAAGAAUUGGCCUUGCUGUUCCAAUACUUUCAGGAAGAACUGUAUGUAUUUCAUGAAAAUAUGUAUACUUGUCAGGUAUUUCCCCCUUGUGCUGAGAGCCAAGCUCAGCAUGCUUAAGCAACCGGCAGAGCGACAGCGUGCACUUCUGGGUUGGCUAGUUAUGCCUGUUUGCUGAUCAUCUGACCCUGUGUCUGUUUUUCACUAUGUGUUUGCGCUUCGUUUUUGGAUUUGUCUGCUUGCCUCUCAAUAAACGCUUUAUAUUGCAUCCAUCUACAGUCACAUUACGUGACAGAAUACUGCGCUUACAACAUGGAUGCAGCAGGAAGGCGAGAGGGGCGCUACACCGGGAUCACCAUGCCGGCAUUCAAUUCAGUCCACUUCCCCCAGACUUUCAUGUAUCCCCUUACCCCUUUGAUGGCCCUGAAGACCUUUUUAAAGGAUUCAUGCUGUAGACCCUAUUAUAUUUUUCCAGCCUGUUGAACCUCAAGUCCGAAGAGAAACAGUGGCUCAUAUUCUUGCUGUACCGGUUCACCAGCAGGGCCCAUCAGUGGGUGGAGCUUCUGGUCACCACGGGAACCAUAGGCCUGUGAAGCGUGGCUGAGUUCAUUUGUUUAAUGAGGGUGAUUUAUGGGAAGGGGGACUUUUGCUUCGAAUUUUUUGGGGAGGGCCAGCCUGUUGGACGAACCCGUUUGGCUGUUCAUCAGCUACUAUGAAGAGGCCAACGUGGUGGCCUCCCCUGUAGAGCUUCAGCCAGAGGCCAACAUGGCGGCCUCACCUCCAGAGCUCCACCCUGAGACCAACGAGGUGGUCUACCAUGACCUGCUCAAGCCUGAGACCGAAGAGGCGACCUCCCAAGACUCGCUCACGCCAGAGGCCAAUGGCGUGGCCUUCCAAGCCUUGUUCCUGCCACCUGACACAUUGGCGAACCUGUCCUAGCCCGCCACCUGACCUCGGUCAGCCUGUCAUUGACCCACUGCCUGCCUCCGGCCAAUAUGCACAAUGUCUGCUUCCCGGAUCCUCUGGGAGAAUCCAACAGGAGAGACAAUGCCUGCCCCGGGACCUUGGGUCUUUUGUCGAUAAUUUGCCCAGAGGGGCGGAACUGCCAUGGGAGAGCUUUUGUAUGCGAUUCGAACUUUUGUACACGAUCUGUCAGGUAUUUCCCCCUCGUGCUGAGCCCAAAGUGAAAAAGCGCUCAGCAAGCUUAAGCAACCAGCAGCGCGACAGCGCACACUUCCAGGUUAUGUCUUUAUGUUGCUAUGUGUGUUUUUGUUUUGGUUUCUGUCCUGUGUCUGCCCCUGUAUCGUUAUUUGAUCUUUCCCCUCACAUGCCAUGAUAAAUCUUACCUGUUCCCAGUUUGCCCUUGAUUAGUUUGUAUACUUAUACACCCCUCACCCCCCACCAUGUGUCUUUGUGCCUUGCGCAGUAUUGUUGUUCAGUGUUUUUGCUGCCUGGCUUUACCUAGCCGUUUUGUUCUGUGUGUUUGCUCCGGUUUUGACUUCUUGCCUGUUUCUUGAUUCACGUGUUUGUUUUGCUUAGUUAUGACUGUGUGCUGAUCGCCUGACCCUGUGCCUGUUUAUGAUCACCUGUUUGCUCUUUGUUUUUGGAUUUGUCUGCCUGCCUCUCAAUAAACGCUUAAUAUUGCACUUGCAUCCCUCUCCACUCACAUUAUGUGACAAUACUGAUAUGGGUUUUAUUUACAAUAUGAGCAGUAUAGCAUGAGGCUAUGGAUCCUGACUAUUAGUGUCCCCUGCCUCCUGGUAGUAAGCUACAUAUUGAAUAUCAUGAACAUAGCAAUGCAGAGAGUAUGGGGAAAAAAAACAUGCUAUAAUUUUAGUGGUUUGUGCUAGUGUACUAAUACUGAAUAGAACUUGUCUUAUGUGUAAGUGUUGAUGGUUUCAAAUACUACCAAAAUCAUUUUCUGGCACUGAAAACUUUCCUCAUACACACACACACACACACACACACACACACACACAAAUAAACUCCAUUGUGGCACAGCUUGAUAUAACAACAACAACUACUAUUACUACUACUACUACUACUACUAAUAAUAAUAAUAGUAAUAAUAAUAAUUAUAAUAAUCCAAUUUAAAAUUGCUUUUUAGGAUAUCAUAUCAUUAUUGUCUGGAUAGUAGAAAAUAUUUCUACAGAAUUUUGAAUGAGUUUCUAUCGUCCACCCCAAGUCUACACCUGAUUAUGCUCAUUUACAUCAAAAUAAUCUAUUAAGUCUGUAUAGAACAUUGUGUGCAUUUAAUUGUUUAGGGUUUUUGCUAUAAUAGAAUCUAGGUAGGAUGUUAAAAGAACACACUUACUAAACACUGCAUGAGCAAGGGUUUGUGGGUUUUUUUUUUUUGCUUGUUUGUUUGGUUUUAUGGUCAAAUUGGCUUCUUUUGUGGAGCAAAUAAUUGUUAUAUUAUUGGAAUAAAAACUAUGACUUUUUCAGUUAUGACCUUUUUCAUAAUAUGACCUAUUAUUUUUUUCCCGAAUAUAGGUUGCUAACUAUGGGGUUGGAGGUCAAUAUGAGCCACAUUAUGACUUCUCAAGG